Culex quinquefasciatus (southern house mosquito) is the source of this 3470-nucleotide messenger RNA. Its product is annotated as zinc finger protein 84. Lineage: Eukaryota; Metazoa; Arthropoda; Insecta; Diptera; Culicidae. Gene Ontology annotation, cellular component: nucleus. Gene Ontology annotation, biological process: regulation of transcription by RNA polymerase II. The coding region runs from base 180 to 3368 and encodes 1062 amino acids. Gene Ontology annotation, molecular function: zinc ion binding; DNA-binding transcription factor activity, RNA polymerase II-specific; RNA polymerase II transcription regulatory region sequence-specific DNA binding. The record is from RefSeq and is a predicted model, not a curated record. The transcript has 11 exons.
UUCAUCUGUCAAAAUUUACGGGACGAGGACGCAGCAUUUAUAAAUAAACUAAUUAUCUGAUAAUUGCCUUGUCAAUUUGAUUUUUCAGCAAGAUUUCGCUAUUUUUUCAAUGAAACGCUAUCAAUAAGUUGAACAGUAGUGCGCCUUACUGUGGAAUUACAAAUAUCUCCUCACAAGCGAUGGAAUUCCCACGAUCCAGCCAAAAUGAUCCAUUCCAGCAAGUGUCGCUUUCUCUCCCCAAUCCGGCGGAGAAAUCUCCCCAACUGGAUGACUUCUGCCGCAUUUGUCUGCUCCGGAAGGUCCAGCUGCGCCCGCUGGCCACCCCCUAUGCCGGCGUUAUGAUUCCGGAGAUGUUGUACAAGGUGACCGGGACGCUGAUCAACAUGCAGGAACAUCUGCCGCGGGUCAUCUGCGACCGGUGCCUCGUGAAGCUGGACCUGGCCUACAGCGUGACGGAGGAGUUCCGCCGGCAGGAGGAGAAGCUGCGCCGGUUCUGGUGGAAGGGAGGAGUGCUGGUGGAUGAGCUGGCCGCGUACCAGCACACGGAGGAGUCGUGGCGGAAGACGCACGCGGAGGAGGUCAUGGAUCGGUUGGCUUCGGGUCGAUUGGAUCCGGUUCCGGUUGCUUUGGCGGCUGCAGUGCCGGAACAACCUGUUGCGUCGGUGGAUAACAAGCAACUGCUGGUUCGGAAGGAAGAACCGGAAGUUAAGCAGGAACCAAUCGAUGCGUCAUCGUUCUGUAUCGAAAUCCUGUCGGAUGAUUCUGCUGACGAAGCGGGCCCAGAGACGACGCUGCAGGACAAAAUUGACAACGUGAUCGAGAUGGAACUGAAACACGAUGUUCCGGCAGCCGAGUCGCAAGAAGAGUUGUUGGUCGAGCAAGAGUUCCCUGAACAGCAGCAUGAACACGAAAUGGACACUUUCAAUGCGGAAGCUCCACCGUCUCCGGUGGAAUCGCUUUCAGAGCAUGACGAUAACGACAAAGAUUCAGAUUACGUUCCGGAUGGCGCCAAAGACCGGGAAGGGGGCCCUCGCUCGUCUUCGGUGGCUUCUAGGACCAAGCAGACCGAAGAGGCGAACGAUGCCUCACUCUAUGACUAUGAUGAGAAGCUCGACAAAAACGCGACGGAAUGUCCCGAGUGCGGUAAAAAGUUCGGCAGUUGGGCGAAUUUGAAGCGGCAUCACAAUCGGCACGUUCAGAUAGCCAAAGGAAGAUACAAAUGCAGUAAAUGCGUCUGCGUGUUUGCCACUAAACAAGAAAUGAGAGGCCAUACGUUGAAUCACAUUAGAGCGGAAAAGCUCAACUACUUUGAGUGCAAAUUUUGUAAAAUGCCAUUCAGAUACAGAUCACGUUGGAUAGCGCAUCAAAGGAUGCACGAGAUUCAGAAAGACCCGUUGCCAAUUCCAGCCGAACAGCAACAGAAGAAUGAGGCGCCAAAAGUAUACUUUGAGUGCCGAUAUUGUGAGAUGGUCUUUGAAUGGGAAUGCCGUUUGAAGCAGCACGAAGCAGCGCACCAAAAACGGAAUCCCGACGGCGGUAAGGACCUGGAACCGAAGAAAAAGCCAACCAUCCAGUGCCAGUUUUGUCCAAGAAAUUUCCGGAAACAAAACGAGCUGGAUCGUCACAUGCUUCGGCAUAAGGAUUUGAAUGAACCAAAAAAUACCGAUGAUAACUUUUAUGAAUGCGCUAAAUGUGACCUAAAGUACGCAAAUCCCCAUCAUCUCGUUCAGCACAUGAAAAAGCACGAAAACAUCGAAAAUGGUAGAUUCCGGUGCAAGAAUUGUGACCAUGCAUUUGGAACCCACUACGAGCUGAAACGGCACAUGAUCAAGUACGAAAGAAACCGAUCCGAAUCGCUGAACCCGUUCGACAGGGUGCCGCCUCCGGUCACGAUCAGCCGCGACGACAAAACGUUCUUCAAGUGUCGCGAGUGCGCCAAGGUGUUUGUCUCGCGACCCAACUACGUCCAGCACGCCCGUACUCACGGCGUGCCCAAGUCCGAGUCGUUCCACUGUCCGGACUGUGGCAAGCGGUACGCCCAGCGGAUCAACCUUCGGGUGCACCAGCAAGAGGCGCACAACUUGUUCAUCAAGCCGGAGCCGGGCGGGGAUGGUGUCGCGACCCUGGGUGCGGAGCUGCACUGCGCCAAGUGCGACACGCUGUUUUCGUCGCAGGAAAGCUACGAGCUGCACAUGCAGAGCCAUCUGGACGAAGUGCCGGUGGUCACUGCGGACGAUGGCUUAUCUCAAGAGCCGACCAUGUCUGUGGCAGACCAUCCCUCGGACUUACCCAUCAUCCAACAGGUGACGGGUUCUUUCUUCAAGACCGAAAGUCAUGCUCAGCAGACCCUACCAAUGGAAGAAUCUCACCAGAUACCGUACCCGGUGAGCGCUACCGAACCAAUGGUCGUCGAGGAACAACAACCCGAGCAAAUUCCUGCCUUCGCCACCGUGGCGAUUCCAGCGGACAACAUUCCGGAAUGGGCGGACGACCAGGCCAGUGCCUCCGGUUCGUGCUUUUCGGAAGCGAUGCUGCCGGAUCGGUCCGAGCUAACACCAUCCGUUGCGUCGUCUUCGGGGCCACUCGACUCGACCGGCUACAGCAUCGAGAUCCUGACGGAUGAAUCCGACGACGACAGCGAGGCGGUAAUCGAACUGUCCGAGGACGAUGAGACGGUGCCAUCCACGAGUGGGGACACCUGGAAGUGCACCCUCUGUGAUGUGGUGCUGGUCAAGAAGAAGAAGAGUGACAUUCAGAAGCACAUGCUCAUGCACGAAAAAAUCCUGAACGGAACGUACAAGUGUGAAGUUUGUGACAAGAAAUUUGGUGAAAGCUUGGAACUUGCUAAGCACAGACGACUGAUCCACAAUCUGAAAGAACCCCACCCGGACGAGGACACGAUGGAGUGCAAACGGUGUUUGAAGCGAAUCAAGAAGAAGAAGUUUUCGUUCCAUCUCAGUUGUCACAAGAACAUUGAUAUGCGUGCUAUUGUGUGCAAAUUUUGUGAUAAGGCGUUCGGCACGAAGCAUCACCUGAACUGGCACCGAAAGUCCAAGUCAUGCGGUCAAAGACAAUCCGACUGCCAGAAGCAGCGUCCGCCGACGGUGGCCCUCAUCCAGAACCGGAACACGCUGCAGACGCCCGAGCAGCGCCAACAGGAAGGCCGGUACAAGUGCACCGAGUGUGACAAGUCGUACGCCAACGCCCAGACCAUUUACCUGCACAUGCAGAAGCACCAGGCGAUGCGGGAGGGCCGGUUCAAGUGCGAGGUGUGCAAGCUGGCAUGCGCGACGCAGCGACAUCUAGAAGCGCACAUGCAAAAGCAUCCGGAGGUGUCCCAGCAAGGUGCUGCUUCUUCGACGGAGUAACGUGUUUCGACCACGUGCACAGAAUAUUAACCGUAGUUAUGAACUUGUAUUUUUCAAGAGUGACUUUUUAAAUUGAAAAAAUAUACCCUGAUGUAGUACCAA